AAGGACAUGGGUAGGAAAAGAUUAACUUUAUUCUCAAACUGAAUGUUGACAGAUGACGUCACACCGUGUGAACCGUCACUGCCCUCUUCCUCAAUCACGCGAAGGCAGCUGAACACCUCAGAGGGAGUUAAGGUAACGUGUGCAGUCGCAGAUUCAUAAGGAUUUAACGUGGGUUGACAAAUUUCUGAUUUGAGGUAAACGUGGUGGUUUGGUGGCAGCUUACCUUGGGGAAAAGUUCUAGCCUGCUGGAAAGCAUUUGUUUUUUUAUUGACCAUGAUGAAACAAUCCAAAAGUACACUGGAAGUGAUUGACUUGAGCUUUCUGUCUGCUGAGGAAGAGGCAGCCAUCCGUCAAGUGCUUCUGAGAGAUGAAGAUUUAAAACGACUGGAGGGUGGACGAGUCAGGAAACUGAGGCAGUCUGUCCCUGACCUCACACAGCUGAAGACCUUGUCAGGUGAGUGGUUUGAAGAGCUCAAGGUCAAGCGAUAUGGACAGCAGACGGAUGUCACAGCAGUGGUGAGGUCCUCCAUGAGAUGGAAGAAAACAGCAGCUCAUAAACCCAACCCGUUCCUGAAUGAUACACUAGACGAAAACAAAGAACGUGGAAAGGAGGAUCACAACACACUUUCAAAACCGUCAGCUGACCCUAGAUUAAUUCAUCCAGCCCUUAGUCAAGAGGUCUGUCUCAUUUUAUAUAUAUUUUUUCUGUGAAUAUUUAAAAUGUAA
Messenger RNA from Carassius carassius (crucian carp), 726 nucleotides. Its product is annotated as synaptotagmin-like protein 1. NCBI's taxonomy places the organism in Eukaryota, Metazoa, Chordata, Actinopteri, Cypriniformes, Cyprinidae. Gene Ontology annotation, biological process: exocytosis; intracellular protein transport. Gene Ontology annotation, molecular function: neurexin family protein binding; small GTPase binding. The transcript has 4 exons. The record is from RefSeq and is a predicted model, not a curated record. Bases 274 to 711 code for a protein of 145 amino acids. Gene Ontology annotation, cellular component: exocytic vesicle; plasma membrane.